AUGGUAGGAUUGCUUUGCACAAUUUCGGUUGCGUAUUGUUUCAGCUGGGAAUCCACCACCAACGAUCUACACACUCCAAAUAUUGUAAAUCGAACGCAUUCACUUAAUCCAGUAUUAUCUCGAAGGAAGCGGUUUGUUGUGUUUCCAUUGGGUUCAAGUUUCUCGAUCGCUGCAUGUAUGACAAUUGGAAUGUAUGGAAAUCCCAAUUAUAAUAUGUUCAGUUGGGCGGUGAACUGGGGUGUUGCGUACAACUUGCCCAAUCAGACGAUAAGUUUUCAAAGCGAAAUGAGGGAAGCUAAAUCAAUGGCACAACGAAGGCAUCGACGUGAUUUAUAUCAGAAGCUGGAAGUUGCUAUGGAUGCCAUGGGAUUCAGUGGACGAGAAUGCGUUUUACGAGCGCUUUGUGAAAGCUCGCAAUAUUUCGGGCGGAAGGGAUCCAACAUGAUAGCGGAAGUACUACGAACAUUGUUUAGUUUUCCCAGGCCCAAAGUUUUGCCUUCGGAGAACAGCGAAAUCCGAACCUACGACGAGGCUCAUCGGAUAGGACGCAAUAAGGUGCAAUGUCAGUCUUUAUAUUCUGCAUGUGGAUUUUCAUUACUAGAGCUGGCAUUAGGGAAGUAUUCGAGUCCCUUCAACUUCGAGUAA
Armigeres subalbatus is the source of this 645-nucleotide messenger RNA. RefSeq lists its product as uncharacterized. The coding region runs from base 1 to 645 and encodes 214 amino acids. The transcript has 4 exons. NCBI's taxonomy places the organism in Eukaryota, Metazoa, Arthropoda, Insecta, Diptera, Culicidae. The record is from RefSeq and is a predicted model, not a curated record.